UGAUACAUCCAUGCCGUAAACAGGAGAAAGCGGAAACAAAAGAGGUUUUAUAAAAACACAAACACAUCCCCGGCUGUCGAAGUAUUCAGGGAAUAAACUACGGCCAUUGACUUCGCCAGCAAUAUUAUUAAAAUUCAAAUAAAGAGCGAGUCGACGUGAGUUGUGGAGCAAACUGCAUCAGUCAACAUGGCAUUGAAAAGAAUACAGAAGGAGCUGCAUGACCUGCAGAGAGACCCUCCAGCACAGUGCUCUGCUGGACCAGUGGGAGAUGACUUGUUUCAUUGGCAGGCAACCAUAAUGGGUCCGGGUGACAGUCCUUACCAAGGAGGAGUUUUCUUUCUCACAAUCCACUUCCCCACUGACUACCCAUUCAAGCCUCCAAAGGUAGCAUUUACAACUAAGAUUUAUCACCCAAAUAUUAACAGCAAUGGGAGUAUCUGUUUGGAUAUUCUACGGUCACAAUGGUCUCCAGCGCUAACCGUGUCUAAAGUUUUAUUGUCCAUAUGUUCAUUGCUUUGUGAUCCAAACCCAGACGACCCCUUAGUUCCAGACAUAGCACACAUGUACAAGAACGACAAAGACAAAUACAACAAACUAGCAAAAGAUUGGACCCAAAAGUACGCCAUGUAAAGAAAAAACAGAUGAAGAAAAACAUGCUGAAAAUGUUCCUUUUCUAAAGUCACAACACACUGUAAAUUAUAGUAUGGAAUCAUUAAGUAAUCUUAGGUAACCUCCAUCAAACUGAACUGUCAUUAACAUUAUCAUUAAUCCAUGACAUAUACUGUACAUUCUUCGUGUUUGAAAGGAAGCAGAGGAUUUUACUUUGACCAGAUGAGAAAGAUUGCCUCUGGUCACUUUAUGGAUACUGUGACGUUUCAAAGAAGUUUGGCAUGUUGUUCUUGCAUCACAUAACUUUUAUUUAUAACACGUUUAUUACAAAUUGCUUACCAGCAUUCUUCAUUUUUGAAGUAAACUUAGUUGAUUGUGGGACAUGAAUCCCAACAUAUUCUGUUCAGCAACAAGCCUUUUUCAGAGGAGCUGAGUAAUCGUGCAGCAGGAUCGCAUACAUGUUCGACAAGCUGCUCCACAACUGGAAAGGCCCAGGUUCAGUCCCUGCUGCGGCUAUCAGCUGCCAGCGAAGAACACACUGAACCAUGGAAAUGUGGAAGUGUGAAUGCCAAAUAUGUAAGCCCCUCAUUUUGACACGAGUCAUGUAGUGGGUGAUUGAGGUUUUUUUGUAGUUCUUUUGCAUUUUGUAGCAGACGUAGUGGAAUGAAACAAUGUACUGUUGCUGUUUCCCUGGAAAUGGGAGCAAUUACAAAUCAAGUCACAUAUUACUGUGUUCUUCUUCCUAUUAUUAUUAUUAUUAUUAUUAUUAUUGUUAUUAAUUGUAUAGUGUUAAAAUCCUCUGGGAUAUUUCAUUAAAAUUAUGUAGUCUUUUCCCCUGAGAAUAGCCGUGACGUUGGCUCUUUGGUUGGAUUUACACAGGCAAAGAUCAGGUUUUUAACCCAAUGAAACCUAUACUGAAGGGUUAAAUGUGUUCUUCUGUUUGACCUCCAGUAUGUCUUUAUCUAUGCUAUAGAAAUGGUACAAAUCCAAUUUUCUGUUCCUGUGUAAACAGUUUCUCACUUGUGUCUUUGAGUCCUGUGUGGCACCUUUUGUACUGAAUUAAAGAAAGUUACAGUUUU
Molecule: messenger RNA, 1688 nt
Organism: Cottoperca gobio
Lineage: Eukaryota; Metazoa; Chordata; Actinopteri; Perciformes; Bovichtidae
Gene: ube2d1b
Product: ubiquitin-conjugating enzyme E2D 1b
Exons: 7
Coding region: 187-630 (147 amino acids)
Source: RefSeq, a predicted model, not a curated record